Molecule: messenger RNA, 1793 nt
Organism: Macrobrachium nipponense
Lineage: Eukaryota; Metazoa; Arthropoda; Malacostraca; Decapoda; Palaemonidae
Product: nucleolar protein 12-like
Exons: 5
Coding region: 249-929 (226 amino acids)
Source: RefSeq, a predicted model, not a curated record
GUACUACUACUACUACUACACUACCACACGUUUGUGAAGCUUGUCAAAUUUUCUCUGCUAGACCCUAGUACUUUUACUAGUAUAUCAGAGGUACAGCUGCUUCUGAUACGUAUGUGGGAGUCGUCGUUAAUCAUUUGCUUUUGUGUUGUGUGAAAAGAUUCAGUUACGACCAAAUAGGUAAGGGUAGAUCUACCCUAAGUAUACCUAGCUAGUAACUCCUAGCUCCUACCUCCUACUACUAGACCACAAUGCUGCCGAAGUCAAAGUCAAAAUUUCGGAAAGGGCCAGAGCAGGGUGCAAAGGCCAAGAGGCCCAAGAAUCGAAAGAGUAAACUUGUUAUCAAAUUUGAUGCAACAGAUCGCAAAAAUUACCUGAAAGGAUUUCAAAAAAGAAAAGAUGAACGAAGAAAAAAGGCCUUUGAGCAGAUGCAGUUAGAUCUGAAAAAUGAACUGCAACAAAUGAGAAAAGAUAGGAGAAAGAUGAUGAAAAAGAUGAUUCACCAAGGUGAUCCUGAUGAUAUGAUGAUUGGACCUGCAAAAAAAGUAGUCACUUCAUGUGGUUCUGCAACAGUAGAAUUUACAGAGUUAGAUUUUACAUCUAAAAAUCAGUCUUCGUUAGAUGAAAAUUCAUUUGUUGAAGAGCAAGAACAAGCUACAGUUAGUGGUGAAAGUGAUGAAGAUAUUCCCAUGUACUCAAAGGAUCAAUUGGAAGAACUUGGUAUUCUCAGUCAGAAAGACUUGAAACGCUCUGUGCGACAGAGCGCAGCCCGAGCCAUGAAGGCUAGUAAGCUGAUGCAGCGAAGAGAAAAGAGACAUGCAAGGGAACAGAGAAAAACCCAGAGACGACUGAAUAAUGAGAACACAAAGAAGAAGAGAAAGGUAAAGAACCAUAAACGUGGAAAGCCUGUAAAGCCAAAUGAUUAUCAGUGAUAAUCCAAUUUGUACGGUAACUUUAUUUGCAACCAGAAUUGUAAUUAUUUUAAGACGAUUAAUAAUAAUAAUAAAAAAAAAACAGCAGUAAAGUUGUUUUGGAAGGGUCUACUCUGAGGUAGACCCAAACUCCUAGUGCCUUGCCAGUGGUUGGGGGUCUUGUGGAGAGCACCUGCCCAGAGCUACCUUAUAAAUUGUUCCUAAGCAGUUGCUUUAAAUUAAAUUAGCAAGACCUUUGCAUCUUUUACCCACUCGCUUUUCUUUGCUUGUCUUGUGGAGGAGACUUGACAAAUCAUCUAUUUUACUACAAAUUGAAAUAUACAUCACUAUUGUUUGUCUACAGUAACUCACCUUGUCUUUGAUUUAGAAUCUACACACAAUUGCAGGGUAUGCUAUCCUCUAUUUGAUAAACAGUGUAGAGCUUUUAAUGAGGAUAAUCAUCAUCUUUGAACAUCUGUUAUGCUUUUAAGCACUUUCAUAAAUUGCAGUAAAAUAUGUUGAACCAGUGGAAAUCACAAGCAUUAUCAAUAAUCAGUUAAUGUGAUGGCAUAUGGAUGGUAGCAGCUUCCUCUUCACAGUAGAAUCAGAAUUAUUAAUAUUUUUGCAAAACUAAAGAAAGGAAGCAGAAGCAUGAUAUUGUUAUAUUUUUAUUUAACUGUUGUUAAAUACUUAUUUAUUCAUGAAUUUGUUUAUAUGUCCUCACUGUGCCAGAAUAUUUUGGCAAUGAAUUGAAUAGCAGUGAUAAUUUGUCUUGGAAAAAUGUCUGCUUAACUGACAGCUCUCAGUCUUGCUGGUCAUCCAUUUAUUUGGGAUUUUGUUCAGCGCGUGUUCGUGAUAUAAACGUUAAUUAAACUUUUGGGAAGA